This is a messenger RNA of Rotaria sp. Silwood2, 315 nucleotides long. Lineage: Eukaryota; Metazoa; Rotifera; Eurotatoria; Philodinida; Philodinidae. The record is from the annotation of a GenBank genome assembly.
AUGCCGGAAUUUAUCAAAGAACUUUCAUUUCGACGUAUUCUUGAUUCAUUAAAAUUAACACCUAAACAUCGUCUGGUUGAAUUUGGAGAUAUAUGGGCUGAAAUAUUUCUGUGGUGCUUUAUGACAUCUAUUGUUGUACAUUUAAUUGCUACUAUAGUUGCUAUUAUAUCAUUAAGAAGUCAUAAAAUUGGACGUUGGUACGCAAUAUUUAUUAUUUUAGCUGGAAUUAUAACUCCAAUUAUUCCAUCAGCUCUUACUAAUAAUUAUAUUAGAAUGAAAAUAAAUAUACCUUCAAUUCUACCAUCACUUUCAUGA